GCAGUUUUUACAACUGUUGAGCUUUCAAGUGUAAUCGGAGAUGAGACCGGCCAACCUCAGCAGCUGCCGAUGAGCGCAGCACUACCUUCUGCGUCUCCCCCCGCUUUCCUUCGCUGCGCCCCAGCUUGCAAGCCCCAGGGGUCUGGCUGCGGGGGCUCCGCGCCUCGGGCUCGGUGAGGAGCAGAGCUUCGGGGAGCCUGGCGAGCGUGUCGGACCAUGCACUCUCGCUUAAAAUAAGCCGUGGGAUUUGCAAGAAGCUCCGUAGCUGGAUUCUGCAGACUUUUUUUCCUCCCUCCCUCCUGUUUCCCCCCCCAUCCCGCUCCGCGACGAGGCGUGCCGUUUCUGUUCUUCAUUUCUGGGAAGCCAUGGACAAGAAGCAAGAUUCCAAAGGAUCCUUGGAGCCGCACAAACCAGUGAAGAGCAAGAAGAAACGGGAAUUGAGGAUACCAUGUUUCACCAUCAAGCAGCCUGUUGCCAACACGACACCUCCGAGGAACUUGGACUCCAGAACUUUCAUUACCAUUGGAGAUAAAAACUUCGAGGUGGAGGCUGAUGACUUGGUGACUAUUUCAGAGCUGGGCCGGGGGGCCUACGGCGUGGUGGAGAAAGUCCGGCAUGCUCAGAGCGGCACCAUCAUGGCUGUGAAGAGGAUUCGAGCGACUGUGAACACGCAGGAGCAGAAGAGGUUAUUGAUGGACUUGGACAUCUCCAUGAGGACAGUUGACUGCUUCUACACUGUCACCUUCUAUGGAGCCCUCUUCCGAGAGGGCGAUGUGUGGAUCUGCAUGGAGCUCAUGGACACCUCCCUAGAUAAAUUCUACAAGAAGGUGCUGGAGAAGAAAAAAACCAUCCCUGAAGACAUCUUGGGGAAAAUGGCCGUGUCUAUUGUACGAGCCCUGGAGCAUCUGCAUAGUAAACUGUCUGUGAUCCACAGAGAUGUGAAACCUUCCAACGUGCUUAUAAACAAGGAGGGACAUGUGAAAAUGUGUGAUUUUGGAAUCAGUGGCUACUUGGUGGACUCCGUGGCAAAGACCAUGGAUGCUGGCUGCAAGCCGUACAUGGCUCCGGAGAGGAUAAACCCUGAGCUGAACCAGAAGGGCUACAACGUGAAGUCAGAUGUCUGGAGUCUCGGGAUCACGAUGAUCGAACUGGCCAUUCUUCGCUUCCCGUACGAGUCCUGGGGGACUCCCUUCCAGCAGCUCAAGCAAGUGGUGGAGGAGCCUUCGCCCCAGCUGCCUGCUGAUCGCUUCUCCAAGGAGUUUGUGGACUUCACGGCACAGUGCUUAAGGAAGAAUCCUGCUGAGCGAAUGAACUAUUUAGAACUUAUGGAACAUCCUUUCUUUACUUUGCACGACACCAAAGAGACUGACAUGGCCUCCUUCGUGACAGAGAUCCUUGGGGAAGACUCUUAACUCUCAGACCUCGCGGCUGCGUACGGUCCCCUCCAUCCAGCACCCCAACUUCCCUGCCGAAGAGCGAAUGAGGACUCGUGUUAAUGGUGGUUUGCACAAAUCACGUUUCCCCAACCCCUUGGCAUCUCUGGGCCCGUCUGGCCUUGCAGUCUCUUUUCUCUUUGCCCUACAUGAAAUCCCCCAGGAUGAGCCUUUUGAAGCUGACACGUUCCCGACUAAGCUGCAGAGACCGAAGGCUCAGGAUUUCCCCAGCCGGUGCCAGGCGUGUGCUGUGAGCGGCGUGGGGAGAAGCCUGUGCCCACGGUACCUGAGCCGAGGCCAGGAGGCUGGGCCCGAGUGAAGGGUGCGAAAGGGCCUCUCCCUUCCCCAACAGCCUGGUGCAAAGUGCAGGGAAUUUCUGUGUUUAUUCCCCUUUGUUGCCUGGGGAAGGCUGAGGGAGCAAUUCUUCCUAUGCUUUCGUGCUCCCUUCCCCUUCUCCCCUGCCUGCAUGGGGCCAGGGAGCCCGAAAGCCUCGUCUCACAAAGUUUGGACUCGUUCUCCUUUCCUUUGUGCCUAGCUCUCUGCCGCCAGGAUCCUUUAGGAGCUCUUUAGGAGGCCCUGGGGCUGUCUGGGCACAGCCUUAUCCACUUCAUGCCUGGCUGAACGUCUUAUGACUCUUCCAGGCAGCACCAGGCCUGGUGCCCCCCUCCCACCCCCUCACUGAAUCAAUGCACCGAUCACUUGGUUGGGGGGGGGAGCAUUUUUAAAUGAGCCCAGCUCACUCUAAGCUUCAACUCACACUCCCACCGCACUUGCCCACAGCACCUCAUCCAAAGCACAGCGUCCCCUUCACUGUGCGGGUGCAAGGUGGCAGGGAGACAAGUGAACCCCCGGGCAGCGGCCUCUCUCCCCUGCCCUCCGGCCCGGAUGGAGGGAUGUGUCUGCGCUGCAGCCUGGUCCUCACCCGCGCUGCCGGUCCGGAGUGUGGGCGUCUAAUGCCGGCGGUGGUCCCUGCCUCCUCCUUCCCUGGCUCCCGCUCUGGAGAGGAGGUUGCUCUGUCUCCCUUCCCACCUGGGGCUCACGUAAGACCUCGCACUGUGCCACGCGCUCAUUUGGAGGCCGCGUUUGUACCUGGGGCGUCCCAAGCUGCCUUUGAGCUCCCCGGCCACCCCCCGGUCAGCCAAAAUCGAAAACCCAGCGACUUGCACAGGGGCUGCUGACAGUUGUACGUUUUAUGUCUAUAUAUAAUGGACUUUGUAACAUGUUUCCGAGUUUUAAUCUAACUUGCUAUAAAUUAAAGCCCUACUGCGUGGGAGGAGGGAGGAGCGGUUCCUUCUCCGCUACCAGCUCCACUGUGAAAACCUGAUGUGUUCCCCCGCUCUCCCAGCCUGAGCACCCGACAAGGAGUUACGGGAGCAAAAGGGAUUUCUAUCUUCUACUGUACAUGAUCACAGGAUAAACGCACCGGCUGUGGAUUUUUUUUUUUUAA
Struthio camelus australis is the source of this 2880-nucleotide messenger RNA. It is a transcript of the gene MAP2K3, whose product is annotated as mitogen-activated protein kinase kinase 3. Gene Ontology annotation, biological process: protein phosphorylation; MAPK cascade. The record is from RefSeq and is a predicted model, not a curated record. Gene Ontology annotation, molecular function: MAP kinase kinase activity; ATP binding. NCBI's taxonomy places the organism in Eukaryota, Metazoa, Chordata, Aves, Struthioniformes, Struthionidae.